GAGCUACUUGCUGACAGAAGCGUCUAUAAACCAAUCGACACACCCAAUAAAAAUGUUGGACAACCAAAUCUUAAGGACCCUACACAAGCUUGUCAAAGCAGGACAAAUAUCAAAACAAAACCAACAGAGAAUGAAAUCCGAUGGACCAGUAAUUCUACGGUAGGCCGGAACUACAAAAACACAAAAUUCCACUACAUCCAACUGUAUCCCUCCCUGGAACGUCAACAUACAACUUAUCAAGAGAAAUUUGAUGACUAUCUUCCGGAAGAACUGCCAUCUACACGAUGGCUUUAA
Messenger RNA from Schistosoma turkestanicum, 294 nucleotides. The record is from the annotation of a GenBank genome assembly. Lineage: Eukaryota; Metazoa; Platyhelminthes; Trematoda; Strigeidida; Schistosomatidae.